Anopheles maculipalpis is the source of this 911-nucleotide messenger RNA. It is a transcript of the gene U2A, whose product is annotated as probable U2 small nuclear ribonucleoprotein A'. NCBI's taxonomy places the organism in Eukaryota, Metazoa, Arthropoda, Insecta, Diptera, Culicidae. Gene Ontology annotation, biological process: mRNA splicing, via spliceosome. Bases 105 to 848 code for a protein of 247 amino acids. The record is from RefSeq and is a predicted model, not a curated record. The transcript has 4 exons. Gene Ontology annotation, molecular function: U2 snRNA binding; protein binding. Gene Ontology annotation, cellular component: U2 snRNP.
CGUUUCGAGCGUUUUAUUGCGGAUCGAGAAGCGUCAGAUUGCAAACAUAAACAUUUAUCGGCGUGUUAUUUUGCUCCCUCCAUCGCACAUAUAAACAAUUGAAAAUGGUUAAACUUACGCCAGAUUUGAUAAACCAAUCCAUGCAGUACAUGAAUCCAUGUCGUGAUCGAGAACUGGAUUUACGUGGCUACAAAAUACCGCAAAUCGAAAAUAUGGGCGCCACUUUGGAUCAGUUCGACACGAUUGACUUUUCUGAUAACGAUAUUCGUAAGCUGGACGGAUUCCCCCGGCUUCCUAGGCUGAAAUGUCUUCUCCUCAAUAACAACCGGAUUGUAAGAAUAAGCGAAAAUCUACACGAGUCGCUUCCCAACCUUCAGAGCGUUAUUUUGACCGGCAAUAACAUACAGGAGCUCGGUGACCUGGAACCACUAACAAAGCUGCCGAAUCUGGAGACGCUUAGCCUGCUAACGAAUCCCGUAUCAACCAAGCAACACUAUCGUGAGUACGUUGCUUUCCGUUUCCCUAAUCUGCGGCUCUUAGAUUUCCGCAAGAUUCGACAGAAAGAGCGUGAAGCAGCGAACCAGCUGUUCAAGUCGAAGAAAGGAAAAGAAAUGCACAAGGAAAUCGUGCGAAAAGCGAAACUAGCGUUACCUGUCGGAGCGGGCGGUGCUAGUUCGCCGGAAAAGCAAGUAGUGCAGAACGCUAGCCCGGCAGAUAUACAGAAAAUUAAGGAAGCGAUUAAGCGAGCCACGAACCUGCACGAAGUUGAACGGCUAAACCGCAUGCUACAAUCUGGUCAAAUAACUGGCGACAUGCUGAACGGUAACAACGACUCCGAAGCCAACUAAGAGCUCCGAUAGGAACAGAUACAUUUUACGAUCAGUUGGUCAAAGUGUGGUCGAGAAGUAUGU